AUGUCUGUAUUAAUGGUCAAGUAUUAUCUUGCUUCUACCGUAGCGUUAAUUUUAUUGCUACACAAGGUCAAUGGUGAGCUUUAUGCGGGCAUUAUUAAUACAGCUAAUCCAAUAGAUGCCUGCUCCACAAUUCGUCCGCCGCCUUAUAAUUCAUCUAAAUUAAAUUGGUUUGUGGUCAUUAGGCGUGGCGGAUGUGAUUUUUCUGUCAAAGUUUAUACGGCCCAACAGGCUGGAUACGCUGCCGCUAUCGUAUAUAAUAAUGGUGGAUCCAAUGAAAUAACACGAAUGGAAGGUGGACCAGACUUCGCAGUCGUUCAGAUACCUUCAAUUUUUGUCGGCGAAGAAACUGGAUUUGCUCUGCGAGAGUCUUUCUUUUAUGCCACGGGGUACCUUAAUUUAUUCACUAAUCGAAAUAAAAGAGAAGCAAAUAUUAAUCCAGAGAUUCAGGCAUUUAUUUUGAAUUGUCUAUUUCUAAUUUUUGUCACUAGAGCGACAAUAGUUUUGGCUAGAACGUUUCCAUCAUUAUGGACUUUUUACUGCUUACCUUUUGUAAUGAUUGGAGUAAUUUGUAUUCUGAUGCUAUUAGGACUGGCAAUCAGUGGUUUACAUAUGAUGGUUCAGAAGCAUCGAGAUCGAAACAGGCUUCGUCGACGCGUCGAUUCUUUACCAACUAAAAAGUUUAAGAAAGGUCGAGACGAUCAAAUUUACGAUGUUUGUGCUGUUUGCUUGGAAGAUUAUGAAGAUAAUGAUAAGCUGAGACUUUUGCCUUGCAAUCAUGCUUUCCAUGCUCGAUGUAUUGAUCCUUGGAUAUUAGGCCAAGAUAAAAGCACUUGUCCCUUGUGCAAGCAGCCUAUUAACAAGAAAGCGGAACAAACAGAUUGUGAAUGCAAUCGUACAGAGGAAGAAACAGAACCUAACCAAUAUGCAGCAUCAGCAAUUACAAAUCACGAGGACGCGGAAGCGGCACUGGGAGCCACUGGCACUUCUGAAUCGACACCGCUAAUGUUGUAUAAUCUACAACCUGAACCAACUCUUUCUGACUCUCCAAAAUAA
Messenger RNA from Trichoplax adhaerens, 1053 nucleotides. RefSeq lists its product as uncharacterized. The transcript has 7 exons. Gene Ontology annotation, cellular component: cytoplasm; nucleoplasm. Bases 1 to 1053 code for a protein of 350 amino acids. NCBI's taxonomy places the organism in Eukaryota, Metazoa, Placozoa, Uniplacotomia, Trichoplacea, Trichoplacidae. The record is from RefSeq and is a predicted model, not a curated record.